AUGAACGCCGAAUUGCAGAGCGAGCCCGGUCACCAAGAUUGGGAACAUCAAGCCCAAGAAUCGGAGCUGGACUUCGAAAUUGAGGAUUUUGAAGAGGAUCAGGGCAUAGAUUGGGAAUCAUGGUGGCAGAUCAUCGUACAUCGAAACGGAGGUGUGCAAGAAGCCGAGCCACCUGAAUAUCCAGACGAAGCCUGGAGUUUAGAUGACAAGGAGGCCCCCUUCCCCUUUAACCUUAACGGAACAUGGUACUGUGCCACGCUGUUAGUGCUAAUAUUUCUCAUACACUUCGAGUUAGAUACGGAAUGGCUGUUCCAACGCGGGUAUAGGUGCUACCUCUUACGCAUAUCCUUCAGGAUAGUUAUCACGGUAGCUAUCUCUUUCUUCAGCACGUUGGUGUUCGAGGUCAUCGGCAAUAUACUUGACCUGGCGAGGGAAACCAUAAUCGACAUCAUAUCACUUCAGGUAAAAGCUUUCUUUGUGGAGCGCCUAGGUUGGGGUCCUGUUGACAACGAGGGACGUGCCGAUUGGGAAAAUGGUGUUCCAUUCUACCACGAUAAAACGUACUUUCACCAGCCUAUUAUUGAGAUGUGGCGCGGCGAGGAGGACGGCUUCAGGUUAGGCGGAGAGUCUCGGGCACAAGGCCAGUUCCUGUUCGAAGAGGAAAAUGACCCCGGCGAAAACAAUAAAGGCCUCCAGAUACGCAUCAAGUUCUCUAUGGUGCACAAGGGCAAGCAUUUGAUCCUAGAGGGGACGCAGCAAGACACGAGCCCCGAGAGCGACGAGGAUAAGGUUGCUGCCGAAGACCCGACGGCGCAAACUGAUGCGUCCCGGAUGUUAGAGGAUUGGAAACAACUCUACGAGCCUCUGUGGGAACAGAAGCCUCCUUCGGAUACCGAGGAAGAUGAGCGAGAGUUGUUGGCGUUGCAGGAUGCUGGCGGACCCCUGCCCAAACCUCACAAUAAAUGGGAGAAUCCUCGUACGGGAAGGGUCAUUUCGACGAAGAACAAACCCGGCCCAAUCCCCGGGUUUAUCGUCAACGCGGGUGCGACAUCACGCUAUCUUGAAGAGCGCCCCGAUUGGGCUUGGAAUAUCAUGGGAAAGUAUGAGAUCAGUACCAUCGGACUGACUAAGGCUUUGGGUGUGUCCGACGGCAAGCCUGUGACUAUGACCAUGACGAUCCAGAUGGAUAAUAAUGCGAAGCACCAAAAAGCCGGACGACAGCUCUGGGCUAUAAUCGAAGCUGGCGAUUUACUUGCCCUUGCACGUUUUCGACCGAGCCCUACGCCUAACAGUCUAUUAGAAGACUCCUUAGAAGUCUUUGAGAAAGCUUGCGUCUUGAAGCCGGGAGUAUGGGUUGGCCCCAAGCCGCAAGGAACUCAAAAUUGGGAGAUGCGUUGGAGGGGAUUCUCGGACGCCAGCUUGCAAACGAUGGCAGAGGAUGGUAUAGGGUCGGAGGUUAUAUUCACUAAAGAUGACCAGGGAAAACUAAUAUUUAGAGGCAAGAUGAAAGUUGAAGACGAGAGCUUCCUUGUGCUAGGAACCUGGGUUGCGCCUACGGAAGAGAGGCGCCCUAGCGCUCCUACGGUCAACACCGAAUGGGCAAAGUAUUCCAAGGGGAAACCUGCCAUAAAAAUACGGAGGCAUCCGGAACAUAUCAUUGUCUUAGAUAAAUAUUGUCAAUCCACGCUAAUCUGA
This is a messenger RNA of Daldinia childiae, 1695 nucleotides long. RefSeq lists its product as uncharacterized. The record is from RefSeq and is a predicted model, not a curated record. Bases 1 to 1695 code for a protein of 564 amino acids. The transcript has 2 exons. Lineage: Eukaryota; Fungi; Ascomycota; Sordariomycetes; Xylariales; Hypoxylaceae.